This is a messenger RNA of Thermochaetoides thermophila DSM 1495, 1545 nucleotides long. Its product is annotated as putative FAD binding protein. NCBI's taxonomy places the organism in Eukaryota, Fungi, Ascomycota, Sordariomycetes, Sordariales, Chaetomiaceae. The transcript is spliced from 2 exons. The coding region runs from base 1 to 1545 and encodes 514 amino acids. Gene Ontology annotation, molecular function: oxidoreductase activity; FAD binding. The record is from RefSeq and is a predicted model, not a curated record.
AUGCGCUGGCAGAGCAUGCUGCUGGCCGCCGCAACGGCCUUUUCUGGCCUUGUGGCUGGCAUGCCCAUUCUGGAUCCCGAGGGCUUCACUCCGUACGCCCGAGGCCUGGAGGAGUUGACCCUCUUCUCUCCCGGCUGUAGCAUCCCCGACUUUUGGCGCUUCAUCACUCGCCUGUCCCAUAACGCCGAGAUCUACUUUCAAGGCCAGAACAAGUUCAACACCUAUUCUAUCCGGUGGUCCAACGUUGGCACCCCCAAGGUCAACAUCACUAUCCUGCCUGCGACUGAGAACGAUGUCGUUGAGAUUGUCCGUCUAGCCAAUGGCUGCAACAUCCCCUUCCUGGCCUACAAUUCUGCCCAUGGCUCCAUCACCACGCUUAAGAACAUGUCAUGGGGUAUCCUCAUCAACCUCCGUAAGCUGAGCGGCGUCACUAUUCAUGCUGCCAACGAGACUGCCACUAUCCUCGGCGGCACCAACUCCAAGUAUAUGAUCCAGCAGCUGUGGGAUGCCGGCUAUCAGGCCGUCACGGGUACUUGCGAGUGCGUCAAUUACAUGGGUCCUGCAUUGGGUGGUGGCCACGGCUGGCUGCAAGGCCACUAUGGUCUGAUCGCCGACCAGUUCCGCUCUCUGAACGUCGUGCUCGCCAACGGCACCAAGAUCACUGUCGGCCCGGACCACGAGCUUUUCUGGGCGAUGAACGGCGCCGGCCACAACUUUGGUAUUGUCACGUCGGCCAAUAUCAAGAUUUACCCCAAGAUCCACACGACCUACGCCAUCGAAAUCCUGACAUUCACCGGCGACAAGGCCAAGGAUCUCUAUGAGGCUGCCAUUACCACCUUCGCCAAUCAGCCCGUCGAAGUGAUCCAGUGGUCCUACUGGAUGAACAUCCCCCAGCUGGAUCCCACCGGCCCCAUCAUCGAGUUCUACAUCAUCCAGGAGGGCGUGACCGCCGUCGACUCGCAGUGGACUGCCGCCUUCUACGCGCUCAACCCCAUUGCCGCCAACCCCCAGACCGGCAGUUACCUCGACCUGUCGACCUGGCUCUCCAUCAACAUGGACGGCCCGCCGUGCCAGAAGACGGGCAUGGCCAACCCGCGCUUCCCUCUCUAUCUCGAGUCCUUCAACGCCACGGCUAUGGAGGAGGUCUACGAGGCCUUCAAGGCGGGCACCAAUUCCUCGGGCCCUUUCUACAACUCACUCUUCAUGUUCGAAGGCUACUCCAUGCAAGGCGUGCAGGCCAAGAACGCGUCCAACGCCGCAUUCGCCUGGCGCAACGACAACCUGCUGGUUGCCCCGCUCAUCCAGUACCAGCCCGGCAACCCCGCGCUCGACGAGGCUGCCAAGCAGUUCGGCAAUGAGCUGCGCCAGAUCCUGCACCGCGGCAGCGGGCGGACCGAGAUGCAUACUUAUGUCAACUAUGCCUAUGGCGAUGAGACGCCUGAGGAGUGGUACGGCCAUGAGUCGUGGCGUCUGACUAAGCUGAGGCAGCUUAAGACCAAGUAUGAUCCCAACAACCGGUUUAGCUUCUAUGGCCCGGUUAAUUAA